AUGGCCGCCAUAUCAUCAAUGGCGGACCCUCUCACUGUCUUGCCCCCAGAGAUUGUUCUGCAAAUCUUGCACUUCACCCCUGUCUCCUCUCUAGCGUCCCUGACCGCGGCCUCUAAAGCUUGGCACCAAUUUAUCGACGUCACUCACCAAGAUGCCAUUUACGCAUCCGAAGCCAAAACCGCCCAGCCAGUUGGAGGUAGCCGCGAUUUCUCCUUCCUCUCCGAUACCCACAGCUUUGCCAAAUUAUUCGAGGGCACGGAAUCAUGGAAAGACCUGUGUAAGCGCCAGACAUUGCUGGCCCGGAAUUGGGCCGAGCCGCAUCCAGUGAGCCAAGAAUCGGUGCUACAAAUCGGCAAUGAUCCUGUUUGGCGAUUCCGUGCCGACUUCAAGCGCCGCUUUUUUAUCUCUACUUCCCAUGUUGGCGGGUUGAACGUCACUGAUAUGGACACGGGCCGUAUCCUCUGGCAGCUUCCUUCGGUGCUGGCCACCAACGGAGAUGGUGUUCGCCCACACGCACACUUGGAAUAUCAGGAUGGAAUGGCCGUAUUCGACAGUGAAGGUGAUUCGCUAGAGGUUUGGCAGGCGGAUCAUGAAGGUGCGAAGCGUGGGGAGUUCCGACGCAUCGCUACCUUGGCGCAUGAUUGCCAGACGAGAGGGUUCCAAUUGUCCUACUGGACUCUCUGUGUUGUUUCUAACGAGGGUCAGGGCUUUGUAUACGAUAUGACACAGCGACCUCCUAAGUUGACCACACACUUGAAGAUUGAGGGAGGCGGAAUUGGCCAUCUGGACCAAAGCGAAGACAUUGUGAUAUAUUCUAUGGGAGCAAAAGGCUAUUUUGCCUACAACAAGGAGUCUGGAGCGUUCUUAGGCACGUUAAAGCCACCAAAGUCCACAGAAAAAUAUCACAUCCUUCCUCCUAAUGCCACUGCUUCUACGAGGGCAGCACUAGCAGGCGCUGCGCGACUCGGCCCAACACCUCAACCCCUUCCGCCUGGGGCUUUCCGAAAAGACUGUUUGGUACCAAUUGAGAUCGCCAAAGGUCCACUGUCACCACCAGAUGAUCCAGGUCACGUCUGGCAUGGGGAGGAUGAAUGGGGAGCGGGAAUGUUGCACGGCGAUCUCUUCGUGGGCUACUCUCGCGCCGGUCGUGUCUUUAUAUGCCCUGAAUUCCGCAAGGCUCUUCGCGACGAAGCUAGUCUUGUGGCGAACAGCUCCAUCCUGGAAUGCGAAUCAGAUGGGUCAAGCUUUGACCUUGGUGGCUGGUUAUCAAUCCGCAAUCACCGUGUGAUGUUCGAAAUUCAAGACCGAAUUUAUGUCGUCGCCCUUGAUGACAACAACAGGGUUCAAGACGUUGAAAACUCUCCCCGUGCUUCGUACUCGUUGCUCACAAGCUCUGAACCGCAGCUUACUGUGCCCAUAAGUUACAUGGCGUUGGCUGAUGAUGCUAUUAUGACCACUUACACCACUCUUGGCUGGCGUGACUCCAAUGUUCCAGGUGGUGUCCCUCCACCGCAAGGCAGAGAUAUUCCUCGCGUCUUUGCUACAAAAGUCAUCCGCGUACUCAGCCUGGCCCCUAACCUGUCUAACGAAUCCCCCUCUGACUCCGGUGAUACGGAUGAGCCUUCAGCAGCGGGCAACGGAGGCCUUGGUGGUUCCGAUCCAAAUUUGCCACCCGGAGAUGCCUGGCGCACACAGGCUGGGUUGCUACAGCUGCUUAGCAUGCUUGGCGAUGAGGUAGAUCUCGAACAGAGCGAUGGUGAAGAUGAAUGGGAGAGUAUCAACGAGGAUGAUGAUGAGGAGGAGGAAUAG
This is a messenger RNA of Penicillium robsamsonii, 1809 nucleotides long. RefSeq names its product F-box protein. The transcript has 2 exons. Gene Ontology annotation, molecular function: protein binding. The record is from RefSeq and is a predicted model, not a curated record. NCBI's taxonomy places the organism in Eukaryota, Fungi, Ascomycota, Eurotiomycetes, Eurotiales, Aspergillaceae. Bases 1 to 1809 code for a protein of 602 amino acids.